GCGCUGGGCGGGCCCGCCUCUAUAUAAGGGCGGCGCGGGGGCGGCGCGCCAGUAGCUCCAGCGUCCCGGUGCUGCUGCGUCGCGGAGGCCGUGCGGUUCUUCAGCCAAGAUGCCCGAGGAGACCCAGACCCAGGACCAGCCGAUGGAGGAGGAGGAGGUGGAGACGUUCGCCUUCCAGGCGGAAAUCGCCCAGUUGAUGUCCCUCAUCAUCAACACUUUCUACUCGAACAAAGAGAUCUUCCUGCGGGAGCUGAUUUCGAACUCGUCGGAUGCUCUGGACAAGAUCCGCUACGAAAGCCUGACCGACCCCAGCAAGCUGGACUCGGGGAAGGAGCUGCACAUCAACCUCAUCCCCAACAAGCAAGACCGAACCCUGACCAUCGUGGACACGGGCAUCGGCAUGACCAAGGCCGACCUGAUCAACAACCUGGGCACCAUCGCCAAGUCCGGCACCAAGGCCUUCAUGGAGGCGCUGCAGGCCGGCGCCGACAUCUCCAUGAUCGGCCAGUUCGGUGUCGGCUUCUACUCGGCGUACCUGGUGGCUGAGAAGGUGACGGUAAUCACCAAGCACAACGACGACGAGCAGUACGCCUGGGAGUCCUCGGCCGGGGGCUCGUUCACCGUGCGGACCGACGCAGGUGAGCCCAUGGGGCGCGGCACGAAGGUCAUCCUGCACCUGAAGGAGGACCAGACGGAGUACCUGGAGGAGCGGCGCAUCAAGGAGAUCGUCAAGAAGCACUCGCAGUUCAUCGGCUACCCCAUCACGCUGUUCGUGGAGAAGGAGCGCGACAAGGAGGUGAGCGACGACGAGGCCGAGGAGAAGGAGGACAAGGAGGAGGAGAAGGAGCGGGAGGACAAGGAGCCCGACGACAAGCCCGAGAUCGAGGACGUGGGCUCGGACGAGGAGGAGGAGGAGAAGAAGGACGGCGACAAGAAGAAGAAGAAGAAGAUCAAGGAGAAGUACAUCGACCAGGAGGAGCUCAACAAGACGAAGCCCAUAUGGACCAGGAACCCCGACGACAUCACCAACGAGGAGUACGGGGAGUUCUACAAGAGCCUGACCAACGACUGGGAGGACCACUUGGCCGUGAAGCACUUCUCGGUUGAGGGGCAGCUGGAGUUCAGAGCGCUGCUCUUCGUCCCAAGACGGGCCCCGUUUGACCUGUUUGAAAACCGGAAGAAGAAGAACAACAUCAAGUUGUACGUGCGCAGAGUCUUCAUCAUGGACAACUGCGAGGAGCUGAUCCCUGAAUACCUGAAUUUCAUUAGAGGGGUGGUGGACUCCGAGGAUCUCCCUCUGAAUAUCUCCCGUGAGAUGCUGCAACAAAGCAAAAUCCUGAAAGUUAUCAGGAAGAAUUUGGUCAAAAAGUGUCUAGAACUCUUCACGGAACUGGCAGAAGACAAAGAGAAUUACAAGAAGUUUUAUGAGCAGUUCUCUAAAAAUAUAAAGCUUGGGAUCCAUGAGGACUCCCAGAACCGGAAGAAGCUUUCUGAGCUGCUGAGAUACUACACGUCCGCCUCCGGCGAUGAGAUGGUUUCCCUCAAGGACUACUGCACCAGGAUGAAGGAGAACCAGAAGCACAUCUACUACAUCACAGGUGAGACCAAGGACCAGGUGGCGAACUCGGCCUUCGUGGAGCGCCUGCGGAAGCACGGCCUGGAGGUGAUCUACAUGAUCGAGCCCAUCGACGAGUACUGCGUGCAGCAGCUGAAGGAGUUCGAGGGCAAGACCCUCGUGUCCGUCACCAAGGAGGGCUUGGAGCUGCCGGAAGACGAGGAGGAGAAAAAGAAGCAGGAGGAGAAAAAGACGAAGUUUGAAAACCUCUGCAAAAUCAUGAAAGAUAUAUUGGAGAAAAAAGUGGAAAAGGUGGUGGUGUCAAACAGAUUGGUGACCUCUCCGUGCUGCAUCGUCACGAGCACCUACGGCUGGACGGCCAACAUGGAGAGGAUCAUGAAGGCCCAGGCCCUGAGAGACAACUCCACGAUGGGCUACAUGGCAGCGAAGAAGCACCUGGAGGUCAACCCUGACCACUCGAUCAUCGAGACCCUGAGGCAGAAGGCGGAGGCGGACAAGAACGACAAGUCCGUGAAGGACCUGGUCAUCCUGCUCUACGAGACCGCGCUCCUCUCCUCCGGCUUCAGUCUGGAGGACCCGCAGACACACGCCAACAGGAUCUACAGGAUGAUCAAGCUUGGCCUGGGUAUUGAUGAAGACGACCCCACUGCUGACGACACGGCCACAGCUGUGACCGAGGAGAUGCCGCCCCUGGAAGGCGACGACGACACCUCCCGCAUGGAGGAAGUGGACUAGCCGUGCGACCCUCGACCUGGGCACCCUCACUCCCUCUGAGAAUAUAUUUUCAAGGAUUUUUUUCUUUAUUUUUGUUAACAUUUUAAAAAAUCUGUAUGGCAUGACAACUACUUAAGGGGAAGAUAAGAUUUCUUUCUACUUGUGAUACUGUGAUGUUAGGCACAAGCAGAGUAGUGAUGCUUCUACUCCCACGUGGCUUGUGACAGAUGAGGUGACGCUUGCUGUGAGAUGUGUGUAGCCCAUCGUCAACGUCGUGGUCUGCAGUGUGUAGCUGUCAGCCGGAUUCCUUAGGAGACCAGAUCUGUCGCUGAAGUGGCCUGAGCUGUACCUUGGUGUUCAGUGGCUUUAGUUCACCUCCUACUUGUUAAGGCCCCUGUAGUUACCGACCCCGCAUGUGUUCGUCCUCUAGAAAUAGGCUAACCUGAACCAACUUGACGAGGAACUCUCCACAGGCUUGUUUUCCAAAGAAGCAUUGUUAAGGGGAACAAAAUUACAAACCUACCUGGGUGUGUUGUGACACUGUUGGAAAGUCACCGAGGUUUGUGGGUGGACUGUAGUGCCCAAGUCGUUUUUUUUUGCUUUAAAAGGUUGUGACAAAUACAGAUGCGUUGAAAAAUU
This is a messenger RNA of Lepus europaeus (European hare), 2929 nucleotides long. RefSeq names its product heat shock protein 90 alpha family class A member 1 (gene HSP90AA1). The transcript is spliced from 10 exons. The record is from RefSeq and is a predicted model, not a curated record. NCBI's taxonomy places the organism in Eukaryota, Metazoa, Chordata, Mammalia, Lagomorpha, Leporidae. Bases 110 to 2311 code for a protein of 733 amino acids. Gene Ontology annotation, cellular component: perinuclear region of cytoplasm; neuronal cell body; myelin sheath. Gene Ontology annotation, molecular function: ATP binding; disordered domain specific binding; ATP-dependent protein folding chaperone. Gene Ontology annotation, biological process: protein folding; protein stabilization; cellular response to heat.